This is a messenger RNA of Setaria italica (foxtail millet), 2233 nucleotides long. RefSeq names its product J domain-containing protein required for chloroplast accumulation response 1. Gene Ontology annotation, biological process: clathrin coat disassembly; clathrin-dependent endocytosis. The record is from RefSeq and is a predicted model, not a curated record. The coding region runs from base 86 to 1873 and encodes 595 amino acids. Gene Ontology annotation, cellular component: vesicle; cytoplasm; intracellular membrane-bounded organelle. Gene Ontology annotation, molecular function: clathrin binding. The transcript has 9 exons. Lineage: Eukaryota; Viridiplantae; Streptophyta; Magnoliopsida; Poales; Poaceae.
CCCCGCGCCCACGCAGCUGCCUCGGCCAGUCGGCCUCCUCCCUCCAGAGGCAGCUCGGCCCCCGCUUGGCCGCAGCCAGCGCACCAUGGCGGGCGCGCCGCCGCGGAGGUCGGACGUCGACUUCGCCGACGUCUUCGGCGGCCCGCCGCGCCGCUCGUCGGGGAACGAGCACCGCUCGCGGCGCGGCUCGCUGGACACCUCGUCGUUCGGGUCGUCCGCGCCGAGGGCGCGGAGCGGGGGAUCGGACACGCCCGUGUUCGGGGACCACCGGGGCAGCUCCGACCGAAGGAGGCAGCUCGGGGAGGAGUUCUACAAGGACAUAUUCCCCGGGAACGAGGCGGCGUCGCCCAGGCGGGGUGGCGUCGGGGAUUGGGGGGAUGUGUUCAGCGUGCCGGCGUCGCCUGGCUCCACGGCCCGCCCGCGAUCGAGCUUCUCCAUGAGGUUCAACAGAGGCACGGAUGGUUCAAUGCCUACUUCUCUCUCUCGGCAAACAUCCAACAGAAAUGAUGAUGUGACUUCUUAUGCUUACAGUGUUCCAACUUCACCGAAUGCAUCCAUGGACAAUUAUCUAGCCCAAGGGGCAGCCCAACAAGAUUCAAGGAAGAAGCCCUUUUCAUUUCUAUCUAGGUUCCGUUCUCAAAGUGGAAAAAAGAAAAACACGUCUAAUCAUGUCAGCUCCAUGGACAGUGAAUGUGAAGGGACUCCUAUUAGCUUGGAAAGUAUCAUGGCCACUGACAAGUUCCAUUUUUCAUUCUAUAAGUGGGCAGGCAAAGGAGCCUUUUUAGUGCUGCCAGCUACUGCAGAAGAAAAGGCUGGAGACAUUAUUGGACUGAGAAACUUUCCUCAAGUUGCUGUGCAAGGUAUUGACCUAAUCGAUGACGAAGACAUCAUGUCAACUGCCACUGGAGCAUCGAAGAGUCAACAAGACUAUGAAGAUUCCAAAUCUGGAAAACAUAAUACAAACUCAGCAACCAAGGAAGGAGCUAUUCCUUUACUCUUUGAUGACUACAUGCAAGGAAUGAAACAGGGCAAUGAUCAUACAAAAAAUGAUGCUUCAUCAGCUAGCCCGACCGCUAAAAGUUCUCGAUCGCCUUCAGGAGAGAAAAGUCGUAGUAGCAGGGUAAAGGAAAAGGUGAAGGGUUUCAUAAAAAUAUUUAGCCCUGAGAAUUCACCAAAGCGCAAACGAGCACCAGAAACACCGGACCAGACAUCCGUGGGGAAAAAUGGAAGCAAAAGUGAACUGCAAGAUAAGUUUAGCAUAUCCAGUCUGGAGGCCAAUGAGGAUGUACAAACAGCCCAAAUGAACAAUCAGAAUGCAUUUAUCCCUGCACCUUAUCCAGUGAAUGAUGUGCAAGAGAGAAUGGACAAACCAGUCCUGACAGAUAAUAGUAAAACAGAAACAAAAACGGAUACAAUUUCAGGAAGCAAUAAAGCUGCUUCUAAUGAAUCAAUACACGAUGAUACAAAAGACAAAGCAGACAACACAAUAGAUCACGUGGAAAUAGAUAUUGAAGAUCUUGAUGGUUGUGUGGUUGAGCAUGUCUCGGAAGGUGAUGAUCAAGAAAAGGAGCUAAUAAAGGUAUCCGAGUCCAAAAUUCGCGAAUGGUCAAGGGGAAAAGAAGGAAAUAUUAGGUCAUUGCUUUCGACACUGCAAUAUGUCCUGUGGCCUGGGAGUGGAUGGAAACCAGUUCCUCUUGUUGAUAUAAUCGAAGGAGCAGCAGUCAAGAAGGCUUACCAGAGAGCAUUAUUAUGCCUCCAUCCAGAUAAGUUGCAGCAACGUGGAGCUGCCAUGCAUCAGAAGUAUAUAGCAGAGAAGGUUUUUGACAUUCUACAGGAAUCAUGGAAGGAAUUCAAUUCAGUCACUUUCGGAUAGUAUUAGUACCUUAAUUUAUUGUUGCUUUGGCCCAAUGAUUUAUCACAGACAUGUUUUUCCCGGUGUCUGCACUCUGCAGCAGUUGGUCGAGCAAUAUAGCAAAUGGCGACCGAAGAGAGUCGCGCUCGCGCAUUAUGAAUUUAGACGUUAUUACUGGAGGCACAGGCAAUGCUGCCCUGUGGCCUUCGUCCUUGUUCAAAAUAUCCGCCUGUGUAACAUAUAACAAGUAUUGGUUAGGUCUAUUGUAUCCAGAAGACCGAAAUAUCAUACGAGGAAUGGUUCAUGUACACCUUUCUGUACCAGCCGAUGUCCUAAUUUUGUCGGAUCUUCCACAGUAUGGAUAAAAAUGUUAUGACUCUU